UAGGGACAUGUCCCAUCGAUCCCUCUCGGCCGCCGCCACUGUCUUCCUCGGGAUCUCAUCCCGAUCCAAUCCACCAACCAGCGCUCCCCCAUGUCCCUCCUCGAUCCCCAUCACUCGCAGCCACCCACAAAUUCAUCCAGUCACCGGGACGCUUGUCGGCGCGAGCUCCUCCCGAGGCCAGCCACCGACCACUGCACCACCAGGACACUUCCCCGUGCCCAGAUACUCCACCGCCGCCUUGCUCUGUCCUCUCCGUCCUCCCGAUGUUGAGCAGCACCAGCAACCCCGGGCAUCCAACUCCUCCCGUGGCGCCCGUCCUUCUGUCCCCGAGCAAGCCGCAGCUCACCAUAGCCAGCAGAUGAGUACAAUGCCGCCCGAUUCCCUUUCCCUCUCUCCCUUCCUGACCUCUCUUCCUCUCUUGGAACAACAGCUGCAGGAGCUCCGCCGUGGCCAUGGAGGCCCAAGUCCCGUCGCCCUCUGCUUCGAGCUGCUCCUGCGCCUCGAUCUCCUCCAAGACCGGCCGGAUCCAUCUUCCUGCGCACGGAUCCGCCCGUCCGCUCCUUCCCGCCGCUCGCCGGAGUCCCACGCAUCCCUGUCAUCGCCGUUGGCUGCAUGCAAGGUCGACCCUGCAUCCUCGACCUCACCGAGAUUCGCCGCCUUCGCCUGCUUCUGCCACGCCCGAUCCGCGUCGCCGGCCCCUCCCGGAGUCACGCCAAGCCCCUCGCCGCGCCGCUCCUCUGUUUCGUUCGAGCAGAGGAGCUCAAACCGCUCACCCGCGUUGAUCGCCCGCUCGCCCGCGCCGUGGACGCGUCGUCCUGCUGCGUGGGCGACCUGCUCCUCCGCGGACCCAGCAGCCGCGCCAAGUUCGUCGCCGUUCCCGAGUCCCCUGCUGCCAUGAACGCCAAGCCAACCUUCUUCGAGCCCUGCUUCCCCUGUAGGCGGCCCUUGUUUGUCUCCAGCCGCGCGCCUGCAUCGAUGGGGUCAACGCUCCCAAGCGCGUUGACUACGCCCUGCCUCGCCCCGAUCUGCCUGCGUGGCCCGCAGCCAGCGCCAGGCCUCCUCUGCUUCCAGUCGGGCCUUGGCCCAGGUUUCGGUUAUGUUGCGGUUGUGAGGAUUCGUUCGACUACGUCCGUUUGUCUUCUUCAUGGACUCGUUCUUCUUCCUAGCGGGAUUUCAGGCAAGAUGACCAUUACCCUCGAUAUCACUUCUAUCUUUGCUUUGCUGGUUGCUCGCUCUAUCGCUUCGCGCUACCUAUCACUUGUUAUAUCAUGCCUCCCAUAUUGCCAUGUCAAGCCUCUAACCCACCUUCCUAGAAAACUAUUGUUUGGCUAUGUUACCGCUUUGCUCAGCCCCUCUUAUAGCGUUGUUAGUUGCAGGUGAAGUUGAAGAUUGCUCCAUGUUGGACCAUGUUUAUGUUGGGAUAUCACAAUAUCUCUUAUUUAAUUAAUGCAUUUAUAUACUUAGUAAAGGGUGGAAGGCUCGGCCUUAUGCCUGGUGUUUUGUUCCACUCUUGCCGCCCUAGUUUCCGUCAUACCGGUGUUAUGUUCCUUGAUAUUGCGUUCCUAACACGGUCGGGGUGUUAUGGGCCCCCCUUGUCUCUUCGCCUAAAGUAAAGCUUUCCCGAGGAGGUCCAACAUUGGUUUUCCAUUUGCCUGCCACCUAUUUUCUUUCCCUUGGGAGUCGCCCUCCCGAGGGUCAUCUUUAUUCAGCCCCCCCGGGCCAGUGCUCUUUUGAGUGUUGGUCCACCUACCUAGCAGUCGGCGGUGCCGCUCUUUGGCUAUCGUCCACUUUGCAUAGACGGAUGAGUCCGUAGAUAGGGAGCGCGCGGCUCUGGACACGGGUUCGACUCACCGGGAGAUCUCCUUGGGAUAGUUUUCCUUUCCUCGAAGAGCUUGUGCACGGGAUUCCGAGGAUACUCGGGGUGUCCCGCGAUGGAGGAUUGUCUCCACGGAUCGUGAGCUUGUCAUGGGCUAAGUUGGGACACCCCUGCAGGGUUUAAACUUUCGAGAGCCGUGCCGC
Molecule: messenger RNA, 2019 nt
Organism: Aegilops tauschii subsp. strangulata
Lineage: Eukaryota; Viridiplantae; Streptophyta; Magnoliopsida; Poales; Poaceae
Source: RefSeq, a predicted model, not a curated record